AUGGUUAGUAGAUUAUUUUCAUCAAUCGGCGAAGUGUUAGCACCACCACCCGUGCAUUCAGAACUUGAUGAUUUAAAAGCCCAUUGGAGAGCAAUUAGGUCAUUUUAUAUUGACAAAAGAGAUGAUAUUCAAAGUUUUCACGAAUAUCAAUUACCAGGUCAUUUAAUAUCAAUGGGAUUUAUUUUAGCAGGUGAAAAUAAACAAAGUGGUGAUGCAGGUCCUUGUUUAGAAUUCUUUUUAAAGAAUAAAAUUUUAGAAACACUUUGUUUAUUAGGAGAACACGAUAAACCACAAGGUGUUAGAAAAUUAAUUUUACAAACAAUAACAAUGUUAUUGAGUGAUUUAUCAUUACCAUUAUUACCACAUAUGAGUGUACAUAGACCAAUAUGUAGUUUAAUUAAAACAAUGAUAAAUAAACAGCAACAUUUACAGCAACAGUUAAACCAACAGCAGCAACAACAACAGCAACAACAAAACCCAACAACAGUAACGACAGGAUCAACAUUAUUAUUAUCAUCAUCAACAUCAUCAACAACAUCAUCAUCAUCAGCAGUAACAGCACAACAAAUUGAGGAUGAUAGAAGUAAAUUGUUACCAAUUGGUAGAGUACCACUUCAAUCAAAUGACGAUAGCGAGUUUGUUAGUCUUUUAGAAACACUCGCAAUGAUUUUAAUAAAAUAUCCAAAUCUUAUUGGAUUCUUUCAAGAGAAUUCUUUUAAACAGGGUGAAAAUUUUAUAGUAUUUCAAGGUUUAUUAGGUCAUCUUUGGACUCAUGGUUCAAUUGGUGAAAGAGCUAGAAAAGCAAUGAUACAAUGUUUAGAAUUGAUUUCAGAGGUUUCAACUGAUUCCCCUGAAUCUGCUUUAACUUCUCCUUCAUCUUCAACAACAGGCAGUAUUAAUAAUAACAACAACAAUAAUAAUAAUAAUAAUAAUAAUAAUAAUAAUAAUAAUAAUAAUAAUAAUAAUAAUAAUAAUAAUAAUAAUAAUAAUAAUAAUAAUAAUAAUAAUAAUAAUAAUAAUAAUAGCAAUCAAGAAGAUAAUGUUAGUACAGUACUAUCACCAAAAAAACAACAAAAUAUGUUACCACAAGCACAAACUCAACCAUUAUCUAAUAGUACACAAUUAUAUCCUCAAGAUGAAAAGAUAGAAUUUCUUCAUCCAGAUCCAUUAUCUUUAUUAAAUCAUUUAAGAUUUAUGAAUGUUAUGAUCUCAGAGUUGAUUAAAACCUAUAAUUUAUUACCAAAAAAGAUUCAAUCAUCUCAUUAUUCUAUAUCAGGACCACCAAUUUCAACAGAGAAUUUAAAUAUUUUAGAGUAUUUUAAAUCAAGAGUUUCAUUUUGUUGUUCACUUUCAUAUAUUAAACAAAAUAAUAUUGGUGAAUAUGUAUUAAAAUUAUGGGAGGAAUCAUUUUUAGCAGAUACAUUAGGACCAAAUUUAUUGGAUACAGAUGAGGGUAAUUCAUCAACUACUAUGUUAUAUUUAAAAGAGAUAUUACCAUUAUUAGAGGGUCCAAUUUUAGAACAAACCAUUUCAUUUUUAUUAGGUGGUAUUAAUCCAAUUCAUUUUUUCAAUAAAACAACAAAUGCUAAUAGUUCACCAGUACUUUUAAAGAAUAGUAGUUCAUCAAAUUGUAUUACAACAACAACUACUACUAUUAAUUGUAGAGAUGAUGAGGAUUAUUUUAUGAAAACAACAUUAAUUCAAAGAAUAUCAAGUAAAAAUUUUAUAGUUUCAAUAUCAGCAUUAAGAUUAUUUUCAACAUUAGUUGGUUUAAGAGAUUUUAAUACACUUUAUAAUUUAAUUUUAAUUCAUCUUUAUUCAAAUUAUAACAAUAAUAAUAAUAACAAUAAUAAUAAUAAUAAUAAUUUUAAUUAUCGCGGAUUAAAGAAUUUACAAUUAGCACAAAGAUCAAUCACUAGCUAUUUAAAUUUAUUUGGUAAUAAAUAUUCAAAUAUAUCACAAAACUCUAGUGAAUCAAAUGGUAAUUUAUCAAGUAUAUUUCAAAAUAAAGUUAAUUCACAAACGAAUGGGUAUAGUGCAUAUUUAGUUGAUGCACGCUAUCAAAUUUCAUUAUACUCUUUAGCUUGUUCAAAUUGGCCCUCUCAAUUUUUAUUUCAACAAAAAGAUAAUAAUAAUAAUAGUAAUAGUAAUAAUAAUAAUUUAGCAUCACCAACAUCUCCAAUUAAAAAACAACAAAGUAAUGAAUCACAAUCUUCAAAUAAUAAUAAUAAUAAUAAUAAUAAUAAUAAUAAUAAUAAUAAUAAUAAUAAUAAUAUCAAUAAUAAUAAUGAUAAUAAUUUUAAUAAUAAUAAUAAUAAUAUUGAAUAUCAUGGAAUGUUUUUAGAAGAACUUUUUGAACUAUUUAAAAAUUGUCUUUCACUACCAAUAGAGAUUAAUUUUGUUAUUACUGGUAUUUUUUCAAAACUCUGUUAUUAUCCUUGUCCACUUUUAUUCCCAAAUUUAAUUCAUUGUGAUAAUAAUAAUAUUAAUAGCGAAAAUAAUAAUAACAAUAAUAAUAAUAAUAAUAAUAAUAAUAAUAAUAAUAAUAAUAAUAAUAAUAAUAAUAAUAAUAAUAAUAAUAAUAAUAGCAAUAAUAAAAAUAAUAAAAAUAAAGAUCAAUUAGAUGAAGAAGAGUAUGAUGAAGAUGAAGAGUUAUUUGAGGGACUUGACGACAAUGAUGGUGAUGAUGAUGAUAAACUGGAAAUAAAAACAAAAUUAACUAAAAAUGAAAAUCAAAACAACAAUGAUAAAAAUAACACCAAUGAUACCAAUAAUAACCAUGAUAAAAAUAAUAACAAUAGUCAAUCUUAUUAUAACCCUAUUUCAAUUUAUAAUGUUUUGUAUAAUUUAUCAAAAGAAAUUGAAGAAAGAUCGAAAUCAUAUCAAUUUUUUAAUGAAAUUUUAGAUAAAUUAAGAAUUUAUAUGACAGAUUCAAAUAGAAUUGCAUCAAAUGAAGAGAAUCAUUUUCCAGAUGAUCCAGUAUUAUCAUCAUUAAAAUCUUCUGAUAUAAAUUUCUUUAAUGCUGUAAUAAUACUCGAAGAAUUUUGUAAAGAAUUGGCAUCAAUACUCCAAAGUAGAGUUGUUUUUGAACCAAACUAG
Dictyostelium discoideum AX4 is the source of this 3099-nucleotide messenger RNA. RefSeq lists its product as hypothetical. The record is from RefSeq and is a predicted model, not a curated record. Lineage: Eukaryota; Evosea; Eumycetozoa; Dictyosteliales; Dictyosteliaceae. Bases 1 to 3099 code for a protein of 1032 amino acids. The transcript has 6 exons.